ACUCGUCGAGAUCGGAGUCGGAUAGACGUGCAAACAUGGGGAACUGCUUCAGCAGCCAAACCGACGUGGAGAAGGAGAAGUCCGACAGGAUUGGCAAUCCGAGCAUAGAGGCGGUCGCGUCCCAAGUCAGCCCGGUGCCGACACCGCCACCGGAUCCCAUCAGGCCGAUUCCGCAGAUCCCGGACACGGACGUUGCGACCGCAAAGAUAUUCGUCGCGUUGUACGAUUACGAUGCGCGCACGGACGAGGAUCUGAGUUUCAGGAAGGGGGAACACUUAGAGAUAAUCAACGACACGCAGGGAGACUGGUGGCUGGCCAAGAGUAAGAGGACCAGGCAGGAGGGUUACAUUCCCAGCAAUUACGUCGCCAAAUUGAAGUCAAUCGAGGCGGAACCAUGGUAUUUUAGGAAGAUUAAGCGAAUUGAGGCCGAGAAAAAAUUGCUCCUGCCAGAAAACGAUCACGGCGCGUUUCUGAUAAGAGACUCCGAGAGCCGACACAAUGAUUACUCCCUUUCAGUGCGCGAUGGCGACACGGUCAAGCAUUACCGUAUCCGCCAACUGGACGAGGGUGGCUUCUUUAUCGCUAGGCGAACCACUUUCAGAAACCUGCAAGAUCUCGUCGAGCACUACAGCAAGGACGCGGACGGCCUCUGCGUCAAUCUAUGCAAACCUUGUGUGCAGGUUGAGAAACCCGUAACGGAGGGCCUUAGUCACCGUACGCGAGAUCAAUGGGAGAUUGAUCGUUCGUCAUUGAAAUUCUUGAGGAAAUUGGGACAGGGACAGUUUGGUGAAGUUUGGGAAGGUCUAUGGAACAACACUACCCCAGUGGCGAUAAAGACGCUUAAGCCGGGUACCAUGGACCCGAAAGACUUCCUUGCCGAGGCGCAGAUCAUGAAGAAACUACGACACGCCAAGCUAAUUCAGUUGUAUGCCGUGUGCACGAUGGAGGAGCCAAUAUAUAUCAUUACGGAAUUGAUGAGAAACGGCAGCUUACUGGAAUAUUUACAAGGUAUGCAAGGAAAAGGCAGAGGCCUCAAACUGCAACAACUGAUCGACAUGGCCGCGCAAAUAGCCGCUGGUAUGGCUUAUUUGGAAUCUCAGAAUUAUAUUCAUCGAGAUUUGGCCGCCCGUAACGUUCUCGUAGCUGAUGGAAACGUCGUUAAAAUCGCGGACUUUGGCUUAGCUAGACUCAUUAAGGAAGAUGAGUAUGAAGCUAGAAUAGGAGCGCGUUUCCCUAUCAAAUGGACUGCACCCGAGGCCGCCAAUUAUAGCAAAUUCAGUAUUAAAUCUGAUGUAUGGUCGUUUGGUAUUCUUCUUACGGAAUUGGUCACAUAUGGUAGAAUACCUUAUCCAGGCAUGACAAAUGCUGAGGUUCUUCAUCAAGUGGAACAUGGCUAUAGAAUGCCGUGUCCACCUGGUUGUCCCGAUACGCUUUACAAUAUUAUGCUAGAAUGCUGGAACAAGGAUCCUAUGAAGAGACCGACUUUCGAGACACUUCAAUGGAAACUCGAGGAUUUCUUUACCAUGGAAGGUUCCGAGUACAAAGAAGCGUCUGCAUAUUGAAUAGAGGAUUUCGAAUUCUUCCAUGUUGCUCCAUUAAGAGACGCGAUGGUCGUAUCAUCGUCAUUACAUCGACGGUGAUUAUGACCUUCAUUGAUCUAUUUGUGACGCUUGUUUUCGCGGUAUUUUCGGUACCGCAGCUUUUAUACUCGAACGACUAUGAUUAUUUGGCGUACGAUCGAUACAUAGUAGGAUAGUUUUAUUUAACAAUACAAUUUUCUUCUUCCUUUUUAUUUCUCUUUCUGUUCCUUCAUUAUCUGUUUUAUCUUUUACGUUCUCGUCUUCGCACAUUCUGUCUGCCAUAAAGCUCGAAGAAUGAUAUUUGUACAUUUUUACUUAUAUGACUUGACAAACGUAUAUUGGCAUUUUGAUAGCUUUACCUGGAGCGGCGACGAGGUUUUAGAUAUCGUUUUAGAUCGCAGUAAGGAUGUUAUACACGUAGACGUUAAAUGGCCUUUGUAAAAUCGUUUAUAAGUGUCAGUUAGUAAUGAAGUAAACCUUGAUAAGCUAUCAGGGUGAUAAUUCCGGGUGAUGAUGACGGUAGUAGGAGCGAUGUAACAUAUUCGUGUACAAUAUAAGUUAUACUUCCUGUGUUACAAUUCCCGUAUAUAUUACGAUGUGACGAAGAGUAAAUCUCUUGUAUCCGCAUUGACAACGUUGAGAUGAAACCACGACGGACCAUAAAUGCACAAUUUUAUCAUUCCUUCUUUUCGCUCGAGUUUGACGCAAAUUAAUUACGAUGUACUCCUGUAAAGGCAAAUGUAUGGAAAACGUCGAAAACGACGAAAUGAAACUUUUCGUUCACGUUAUGUGCAUACGUGUGCGAAAAUCGAGAAAAUUACAAUCGGUCCGUCCAAGACAACGCGGAAGACUAUGUCCUAGAGCGACUACGUCGAACGACGUUAUUUCUUUCGUCUAUCUAUUUGUCGUGAAACGGUGAAUACUGACACAAACUGCCAGCUAACGUUUUCUAAGGUACACUUGUUACUUAUAACGUGUAAAAUCACUUGUCGGAGAUAUAUACGCAAGAAUGUAUGCGUCUGUCGAAUAUCUAUGCAUGAGAAAUGUACGAAUUUGCUAUGGAGACGAGAAAUCAGUUUAUCGUCAUAAUUUUAAGUAUUCAAAGAAAGAGAAUGUACAUCACGAAUUGCGUCAUCUUCGUUAAUCAUCAUUCGGACAUGUUCAUGUUAUCGAAUUUGUCAUUUUUAUAUAUUUUUAUAUCUCGUGUCUAAUGUUUUAUUAUACUCAUUUAUUGCGACUUUCCACGACUUUUACAAACGACUCGAACUUGAGAGAAUAAUUAUUAUUACGCGUAAAAUAAGCGGAUAUUAGAUGUACUUUAUAAAUGUACGACUCCAUAAUGGUAAAUUAUGAAAAAUUAUAUAGAUAUUUUAGAAAUAUUUUGAUCCCAUUUAACGCAUAUGCGCAAACAUGUACGGAAUGUGCCAAAACUAUCGCCAUUCCUUUCGUUUCUGGUUCUAACAUGAAGUUGGAGUCGAUUUUUCUGUGUGAUUAAAAUUUUAUUGGAAGCUUCCUUCCAACCAUCUGCACAAUCUUUUCACAUUAACUGUUUUAAUAAUAAAAAGUUUCAGAAUAAGAAUAUUUUAAUGUUAAAAAACUUUUUCGAAAAAAUCGACUCUAAUUUCGUCAGAGAAUACGCCUCCGGAAUUUGAUGCAAAUCGUACAAAACAUCUUGACACACGUGCGUGUAAAUAUAUACGAUAUCAACUAGAACCCAUCUUCUGUUCUGAAAUCAGAGCUGUGUUAAUAGUACCAAAUUAAUCGUGAAUUUCAAAGAUGCGUGCUUACAACCGAUAUCGUCGUCGGGUAAAUCUUUGUAAUACCGUUAUAUAUCACUUAGAUUAACGAUACAUCGACCAACUUCCCAUAAAAAAAGUACGAUUUCUUUCAAUUAAAUCUUAUCUUACGUUUCUCUGAGAAAUUUUAAUUCAGUAAAGGAAAAUGUGUUAUUUGUAAGAGAAGAUAUUUUAUAUAUUUUAAAACGGAGAAAUUUAUUAAACUAUAUACAUAAAAUCUGUUGAUUAUAAGUUGCGACGACACUCUGCACUAAGAAGUAAGAUAAAAAUACUACCAACUAUAUAUAAUAAUAAUAAUGAAAUGUAAUGCAACGAUUACAAGCACAAAAUGGAUGAAAGUUUACUGGAACUACUGUUAAUUUUUAUCCAAACUCUUUUCUUCUAAUUAGAAGGAAAAACAAUUUUCCUAUCACAUAACUAUGUAAUAGGAACUUGUGGCGAGUGAAGAUAAAGUACUCUAGAUGUAUAAGAAAUAAGUGACAAAAAUAAACGCAACAGUUUUGUUUAUGAAAA
Molecule: messenger RNA, 3889 nt
Organism: Pogonomyrmex barbatus (red harvester ant)
Lineage: Eukaryota; Metazoa; Arthropoda; Insecta; Hymenoptera; Formicidae
Gene: Src42A
Product: Tyrosine-protein kinase Src42A
Biological process (GO): protein phosphorylation
Molecular function (GO): protein tyrosine kinase activity; ATP binding; protein binding
Source: RefSeq, a predicted model, not a curated record